Pteronotus mesoamericanus is the source of this 6150-nucleotide messenger RNA. It is a transcript of the gene ZNF142, whose product is annotated as zinc finger protein 142. Lineage: Eukaryota; Metazoa; Chordata; Mammalia; Chiroptera; Mormoopidae. Gene Ontology annotation, biological process: positive regulation of transcription by RNA polymerase II. The transcript has 10 exons. Gene Ontology annotation, cellular component: nucleus. The record is from RefSeq and is a predicted model, not a curated record. The coding region runs from base 367 to 5895 and encodes 1842 amino acids.
GGGGAACGCUAGAGAAAACCAUAGAGUAUUCCUCCCGCCACCAGGCGGCAGAGAGAGUGGCCUCCGUAGGCCCGCUGCCCUAGAGGCCGCUGGGCCGGAGGCGGUCGCACAAAGGGUGUCCCCGGAGGUGGCUCCAGUUUCUGGUCGACCAUAGAGAUGUGGCUCUCGCCGGCCCUGGGCCGGGAGCCUUGCAGGUUACAAAUUGGUUUUCCCAUUCUCUGGCUCUUGUGAUUUCCGCUCCUGCCCAACGAUGUGGAUACUGUCAUCGCUUCCACUUCACAGAUAAGAAAGCUGAGACCCAGAGAAGCGAGGUUGCUGUCCAAGUCCACGGGCACUUCAAAGACCACAGCACACAAAUUGGCGGUGAUGACAGACCCCAUGUUGGACUCACAGCCAGCCAGCAGCGCAGAGGAGAUGGAUGGACUCUGCCCUGAGCUAUUACUGAUCCCCCCACCUCUCUCUGACCCUGGAAUCCUAGAGCCUGUCCAGAGCCCCUGUCCAUCUGGGAACCCCACACCUUUGCCUGCUGACCCAGGCUGCCUGCUGGUAGAGGCCACGACAACUGAAGAAGACACAGGGAACAUGGAGAUCAUUGUAGAAGCAGUAGCUGGAAACCUAUCCCCAGGUGCUCCUGGAGAGACACCAGGUGUCCUGGUAAAGGUGGUGGAGGUGUACUUCUGUGAGCGCUGUGAGCAGAGCUUCGCAGAGCCCGCUCUGCUCGCCCUGCACCAGUGCGCUGAGACCCUUAUACAGCCUGUGCAGGGCCUCUCUAGUCCCCCAUGCUCUGUAGAGCUACCCCUCAGCAACCUCACUCUCUCUGGCCCUCUGCAGAGCCACAGCCCACCCGAUAGCCCCCUGCCAUGCCCUGUGUGUAGACAGGAGUUUGCCCAACCCCAGGCCCUGAAAAGCCACUUCAAGAUUCACCGGGGCCCUCCCAACACCUUCUCCUGCCCAGAAUCUGGCUGUGUGUUCUCUGCUGAAGAUCGUAAGGGCCUGCAGCACCACCUGAGGCAGACCCACAGAGUGGCUCCCGUGCCCUGCUGUUUCCGGGGCUGCCCCCUGCUCUUCGGGAGCCAGCAGGGCAUGGAGCUGCACCGACAGGCCCAUUACCCUUUCCACUGCAACCAUUGCAGCUUCAUGGGCUCCAACGUCAAACUCUUCCGGCAGCAUCAGCGCAGCCAUGGGGCCGGGACACAGGGAGAACUGUCGGCCGUUCAGGGUCUUCCAUCCCAGGAGCUGCUGCCAGCUCCCAAACUGCCCCCAGGAGAGGGGCCGCCUUCAGAGGAAGCAGGUACACCCUUGCCUGGGCAGGAGUCAGCUGAAGAGGAGGAAGUGGAGGAGAGUGGCACUCUGAAGGACUCCCAGAAAGUCCUGGAGAAAAACCAGGGGACUCUGCAGUUGGAAGGGGAUAUGGCUCCUGGCACCGAGUCCCUCUUCAAAACCCACAUGUGUCCAGAAUGCAAGCGUUGCUUUAAGAAGCGGACCCACCUGGUAGAGCACCUACAUCUCCACUUCCCAGACCCCAGCCUCCAGUGCCCCAACUGCCAGAAGUUCUUCACCAGUAAGAGCAAGCUCAAGACUCAUCUGCUGCGGGAGCUGGGCGAGAAGGCGCACCGCUGCCCACUGUGCCACUACAGUGCCGUGGAGAGGAACGCGCUCAACCGCCACAUGGCCAGCAUGCAUGAGGAUAUUUCCAACUUCUACUCGGACACCUACGCCUGUCCUGUCUGCCAGGAGGAGUUCCGCCUCAGCCAGGCCCUUAAGGAGCACCUCAAGAGCCACACAGCAGCCGCGGCAGCGGAGCCCUCGCCCCUUGGCUGCUUUCAGGAGGGCUGCAGCUACGCGGCACCCGACCGCAAGGCCUUCAUGAAGCACCUGAAGGAGACGCACGGGGUGCGGGCUGUGGAGUGCCGCCAUCACUCGUGUCCCAUGCUCUUUGCCACGGCCGAGGCCAUGGAGGCCCACCACAAGAGCCACUAUGCCUUCCACUGCCCCCACUGCGACUUCGCCUGCUCCAACAAGCACCUGUUCCGCAAACACAAGAAGCAGGGCCACCCUGGCAGCGAGGAGCUGCGCUGCACCUUCUGUCCCUUCGCCACCUUCAACCCGGUGGCCUACCAGGAUCAUGUGGGCAAGAUGCAUGCUCACGAGAAGAUCCACCAGUGCCCCGAGUGCAACUUUGCCACUGCCCACAAGAGAGUGCUCAUCCGCCACAUGCUGCUGCAUACAGGUGAGAAACCUCACAAGUGUGAGCUGUGCGACUUCACAUGCCGAGAUGUGAGCUACCUAUCCAAGCACAUGCUGACCCACUCCAACACCAAGGAUUACAUGUGCACUGAGUGUGGCUAUGUCACCAAGUGGAAGCACUACCUCAGUGUGCACAUGCGAAAACACUUAGGGGACCUCAGAUACCAGUGCAAUCAGUGUUCCUAUCGCUGCCAUCGGGCUGAUCAGCUGAGUAGCCAUAAGCUGAGACACCAGGGCAAGUCCCUGAUGUGUGAGGUGUGUGCCUUUGCUUGCAAGCGGAAGUAUGAGCUGCAGAAACACAUGGCUUCCCAGCACCACCCCAGCAAGCCAGCCCCACUCUACCCCUGUCGCUACUGCAGCUACCAGAGCCGCCACAAGCAGGCCCUGCUGAGCCACGAGAACUGCAAGCACACCCGCCUCCGUGAGUUCCGCUGUGCCCUCUGUGACUACCGCACCUUCAGCAACACCGCCCUCUUCUUCCACAAGCGCAAGGCCCAUGGCUAUGUGCCCGGGGACCAGGUCUGGCAGCUCCGCUAUGCCAGCCAGGAACUAGAGGAGGCCAGGCAAUGCCCGACACCCCCACCAGACUCAGAGUCCUCAGAUCAGCUGUCGGCCCAGCCUGCGGGACAGGACCAUGACACUGAAGCCAUGGUGGACCCCAGCUUGGACCAGGCUCUGCCAGAGGCCAGUGAGGACAGUGCUGGGAGACAGGACGGCAGUGAAGGUCCCCAGGGGGGUGACCUGGUUGGCAGCCCCAGCCCAGCGGAGGUAGAUGAGGGCAGCUGCACACUGCACCUAGAGGCCCUGGGAGUAGAGCUGGAACCUGUGGCCGAGCCACCACUUGCGGAGAUCACCGAACCUUCCCCUGUAGAGUUCAGGCCCCUGGAUCCCUCAGGGCCCCUGAGACUGGAAGGGCCAGAUGGAACUUUGACAGGGCUGUCUACCUUUGAAGGUGCCGGGACUUCUGGCUUGGGUGCCGAAGAGCCCAUUCCGGAGAAGCCAAUACCUGAGCCCCCUACCAACCUUCCUUCCUCAGAGGAACCCCCUGUCAGCUGGGCGGACACCUUCAAGGCAACUCCGCCCACUGAGACAGCACUCCUGCCCCAGUUACCUGAGUCAGAGUCAUUACUCAAGGCUCUAAGGAGACAGGACAAAGAACAGGCCGAGGCGCUGGUCCUAGAGGGGCGGGUCCAGAUGGUAGUGAUACAGGGAGAGGGGCGGGCUUUCCGCUGCCCACACUGCCCUUUUAUCACCCGCCGGGAGAAGGCCCUGAGUCUGCACUCCAGGACGGGGUGCCAUGGCCGCCGAGAGCCCCUGCGGUGCCCCGAGUGUGGGGCUAGUUUCAAACAGCAGCGUGGCCUUAGCACCCACUUGCUGAAGAAGUGCCCUGUUUUGCUCAAAAAGAACAAGGGCUUGCCCAGGCCAGAUUCACCCGUCCCUCUGCAUCCUCUGUCCCCUGGUACCCAGGCCUCAGAGGCUGUAGAAGGCGAGAAGCCCCCACCUACACCAUUAGAACUGGAGGUAGUGCUCUCAAAAGAUACUCCUUCUGAGCUUUCCAUGGAACCAGAAGAAAAAGAAGAACCCCUGACCACACUGUCUGGCUCCACAGUCCUUCCUGCAGGAGACUCCUCCCCAGAGACCCUUGAGAAGUUCCACUUUGAACAGGGCAAGUUUCACUGCAACUCAUGCAUGUUCCUUUGUUCUCGGCUCUCCUCCAUUACCUCUCAUGUGGCUGAAGGCUGCCGGGGGGCACGUAGUGGGGCAGGAAAGCGAGGUGCCUCCCAGACCCAGCCUGUCGCGUCCCCGCUGAGCAAUGGGGACUCGGUUCCCCUAAACGGUGGGAAUACAGAGUGCAGCCCUGGUGACGGGGACACAGCUGUGGUUCCAAAGCAGAAGGGGGCUCGCUUCUCCUGCCCCACGUGCCCCUUUAGCUGCCAGCAGGAGCGCGCUUUGAGGACCCACCAGACCCGGGGCUGCCCCCUUCAGCAGUCUGGAGAGCUGCGCUGUGGCCUCUGCUCAUUCACUGCUCCUGCUGCCGCUGCCCUGAAGCUCCACCAGAAGCGGAAGCACUCCACUGUGGCUCCGGCCCGCGGCCCCCGGCCCCCUCUCCAGUGUGGGGACUGUGGCUUCAUCUGUAAACAGAGCCGGUGCCUACAGCAGCACCAGCGGCUCAAGCACGAGGGCGUGAAGCCACAUCAGUGCCCUUUCUGUGACUUUUCCACCACUAGACGGUACCGCUUGGAGGCUCACCAGUCCCGGCACACAGGUGUUGGCCGCAUCCCCUGCAGUUCCUGUCCCCAGACGUUUGGUACUAACUCAAAACUGCGCUUGCACCAGUUGAGGGUACACGACAAAACGCCCACCCACUUCUGUCCACUCUGUGACUACAGUGGCUACCUUCGCCAUGACAUCACUCGCCACGUCAACAGCUGCCACCAGGGCACCCCAGCCUUUGCCUGUCCCCAGUGUGAGGCCCAGUUCAGCUCCGAGACAGCGCUCAAGCAGCAUGCUCUGCGCCGGCACCCUGAGCCCACACCCAGAGCCCCGGGCUCUCCCGCGGAAGCCACCGAGGGCCCCCUGCACUGCUCCCGCUGUGGGUUCCUAUGCCCCAGCCCUGCCAGCCUGCGAGGACACACCUGUAAACAGCACCCACGGCUCGAGUGCGGAGCCUGCCAGCAGGCCUUUCCCAGCCGGCCAGCCCUGGAUGAGCACCGGAGGCAGCAGCACUUCAGCCACCGCUGCGAGCUGUGUGACUUCGCCGCGCGGGAGCGGGUGGGCCUGGUGAAGCACUACUUGGAACAACAUGAGGAGACUUCUGCAGCAGCCUCGGAGGGCGAUGCCGGCCAGCCCGCUCUGAGCUGCCCCUUUUGUGACUUUGUGUGCCGCCAUCAGCUGGUGCUAGACCACCACGUGAAAGGGCACGGGGGCACCCGGCUCUACAAGUGCACCGACUGUGCGUACAGCACCAAGAACCGGCAGAAGAUCACCUGGCACAGCCGCAUUCAUACCGGGGAAAAGCCCUACCGCUGUCACCUUUGUUCCUACGCCUGUGCUGACCCCUCUCGCCUCAAGUACCACAUGCGGAUCCAUAAGGAAGAACGGAAGUAUCUGUGCCCUGACUGUGGCUACAAGUGCAAGUGGGUCAACCAGCUCAAGUAUCACAUGACCAAGCACACAGGACUGAAGCCAUACCAGUGUCCCGAGUGUGAGUACUGUACCAACCGGGCUGACGCACUGCGUGUGCACCAGGAGACAAGGCACCGGGAAGCACGGGCCUUCAUGUGUGAGCAGUGCGGCAAGGCCUUCAAGACACGCUUCCUGCUGCGCACCCACCUCCGCAAGCACAGCGAAGCGAAGCCCUACGUGUGCAAUGUGUGCCACCGUGCUUUCCGCUGGGCUGCUGGCCUGCGCCAUCAUGCCCUCACCCACACCGACCGCCACCCCUUCUUCUGCCGCCUAUGCAGCUACAAGGCCAAGCAGAAGUUCCAGGUGGUCAAACACGUGCGCAGGCACCACCCUGACCAGGCUGACCCAAACCAAGGCGUGGGCAAAGACCCCACCACCCCCACGGUACACCUGCAUGAUGUGCAGUUGGAGGAUCCCAGCCCUCUUGCUCCUUCUGCUCCCCCAACUGGACCAGAGGGCUGAGAGCCCCCCCCCACCUCCCAGACAAGAAGAGGGUAUGGUCCGAGAUGUCCAGAGCUAGCCCGAGAAGCUCAGAGCGUAAGGAAGGGCUGGCUUUGGGGUGUCAGGGUGGCUGGAACCCUCCUGGGAUACUGGCUGUAGGACUUUAAUGUUGACAGCUACAUAAAAGAGAGACAUGGACCAUAAAUUGAUUUUAGGUGGAGGCUCACUGUCCCUGACUAUAAGAUUUGGGUUUUACCAAUUCCAUUUUCUCAUUCC